AUGCACAUCUGGUUUUCAAUACCUGCCAUGCAGACGGGACUGAUGACCCUGCCGUGCUGGCAGUGGAAAAGUGACCACCACCAGAAAGCGAUGACAGAAGUGCCGUCAGCAGCUCACAGUUCCUCGGAUGUCAAUGUUGCCGCCUCCCUCAUCCAUUGCCUGAAGUUUCAGGGGGUAGGCACAGCAACAAAACAUACAGAGUUAGAAACCCUGCUCUACACCCGGUACCUGGCUCUGCCUCCGAAGCAGCACGUGCCUAUGCUCCAAUCCUACAGUCACGCAGUUCUGUUUCUGGAAACGGAUGAGACCAGUGAAGACGUACAAAUUCAAGUGGAGGAAAAAGAAGAUGACACUGAGGAAAGCUCAAGCGAAGAGGAAGAGGAGGAGGAAGAUAAAUUACCUCGAAGAGAGAGCUUGAGACCAAAGAGGAAACGAAAAAGAGAUGUUAUCCAUGAGGAUGACCCGGAACCUGAACCAGAGGAUGAAGAAACAAGGAAGGCCAGAGAGAAGGAGAGAAGGAGGAGGCUGAAGAGGGGGGCGGAAGAAGAAGAAGAAAUUGAUGAGGAGGAAUUGGAAAGACUGAAGGCAGAGUUAGAUGAGAAAAGACAAAUGAUUGCUACUGUCAAAUGCAAACCUUGGAAAAUGGAGAAGAAAAUUGAAGUUCUCAAGGAAGCAAAAAAAUUUGUGAGUGAAAAUGAAGGAGCCCUUGGGAAAGGAAAAGGAAAGCGGUGGUUUGCGUUUAAGAUGAUGAUGGCUAAGAAAUGGGCGAAAUUUCUUCGUGAUUUUGAAAACUUCAAAGCUGCUUGUGUCCCGUGGGAAAACAAAAUCAAAGCAAUUGAAAGUCAGUUUGGCUCAUCGGUGGCCUCAUACUUCCUCUUCUUGAGAUGGAUGUAUGGAGUAAAUAUGGUUCUCUUUAUCUUGACAUUCAGCCUCAUCAUGUUGCCAGAGUACCUCUGGGGUUUGCCAUAUGGCAGUUUACCUAGGAAAACAGUUCCCAGAGCUGAAGAGGCAUCUGCGGCAAACUUCGGUGUGUUGUACGACUUCAACGGCUUGGCGCAAUAUUCCAUCCUCUUUUAUGGCUAUUAUGACAAUAAACGAACAAUUGGAUGGAUGAAUUUCAGGCUGCCGCUCUCCUAUUUUCUGGUGGGGAUCAUGAGCAUUGGAUACAGCUUUCUGGUUGUCCUUAAAGCGAUGACCAAAAACAUCGGGGACGAUGGGGGUGGUGAUGACAACACCUUCAACUUCAGCUGGAAGGUAUUCACCAGCUGGGACUACCUGAUUGGCAAUCCAGAAACAGCAGACAACAAAUUCAAUUCCAUCACCAUGAACUUUAAGGAAGCUAUCAUAGAGGAGAGAGCAGCCCAAGUAGAAGAAAACGUCCACUUGAUCAGAUUCCUGAGGUUUCUUGCUAACUUCUUCGUGUUUCUAACACUUGGAGGGAGUGGAUACCUCAUCUUUUGGGCUGUGAAGCGAUCCCAGGAAUUUGCACAGCAAGAUCCUGACACCCUUGGGUGGUGGGAAAAGAAUGAAAUGAACAUGGUCAUGUCCCUCCUGGGGAUGUUCUGUCCAACCCUGUUUGACUUAUUUGCUGAACUGGAAGACUACCAUCCUCUCAUUGCUCUCAAAUGGCUACUGGGACGCAUUUUUGCUCUACUCUUAGGCAACUUGUAUGUAUUUAUUCUUGCCUUGAUGGAUGAGAUUAACAACAAGAUUGAAGAAGAGAAGCUGGUAAAGGCCAAUAUUACCCUCUGGGAAGCCAACAUGAUCAAGGCCUAUAAUGCAUCACUCUCUGGAAAUAGCACUGGACCACCUUUUUUCGUGCACCCUGCAGAUGUACCUCGAGGACCCUGCUGGGAAACAAUGGUGGGACAGGAAUUUGUGCGGCUGACCGUUUCUGAUGUUCUGACCACUUAUGUCACAAUCCUCGUUGGGGACUUUCUCAGGGCAUGUUUUGUGAGGUUUUGCAAUUACUGUUGGUGCUGGGAUUUGGAAUAUGGAUAUCCUUCAUACACUGAAUUUGACAUCAGCGGCAAUGUCCUCGCUCUGAUCUUCAACCAAGGCAUGAUCUGGAUGGGCUCCUUCUUCGCCCCCAGCCUCCCAGGCAUCAAUAUCCUUCGACUCCACACUUCCAUGUACUUCCAGUGCUGGGCCGUGAUGUGCUGCAACGUUCCCGAGGCCAGGGUCUUCAAAGCUUCCAGAUCGAAUAAUUUCUACCUGGGCAUGCUAUUGCUCAUUCUCUUCCUGUCCACCAUGCCUGUCCUGUACAUGAUCGUAUCCCUCCCGCCAUCUUUUGAUUGUGGCCCCUUCAGUGGCAAAAAUAGGAUGUUCGAAGUCAUUGGAGAAACACUGGAGCAUGAUUUCCCAAGCUGGAUGGCAAAGAUCUUGAGACAGCUCUCUAACCCUGGACUGGUUAUCGCUGUCGUUUUGGUUAUGGCUUUGACCAUCUAUUAUCUCAAUGCUACUGCCAAGGGCCAGAAGGCAGCAAAUCUGGAUCUAAAGAAGAAGAUGAAACAGGUAGGAUACAAUUUAUUUUAUAAAAAUAUCAUAUUUAUUAAUGUCAAGUAG
Leopardus geoffroyi (Geoffroy's cat) is the source of this 2565-nucleotide messenger RNA. It is a transcript of the gene TMC1, whose product is annotated as transmembrane channel like 1. The transcript has 19 exons. Lineage: Eukaryota; Metazoa; Chordata; Mammalia; Carnivora; Felidae. Gene Ontology annotation, cellular component: plasma membrane. The record is from RefSeq and is a predicted model, not a curated record. The coding region runs from base 1 to 2565 and encodes 854 amino acids. Gene Ontology annotation, biological process: vestibular reflex; detection of mechanical stimulus involved in sensory perception of sound. Gene Ontology annotation, molecular function: mechanosensitive monoatomic ion channel activity.